AUGGCUCUAGCUGCAUUGAUCUUGCUGGGAAUGCUCUUGGGCACUCAGGCUAGCUAUAACUACAAGUUUGAUGUGCAGGAGAAAAGCAUUGCCGAAAUACACCAUGAAUUCGCAAGGGGGCUCACGUCCCGAAAGCUAGUCGAGCUCUAUAUCGAGAGAGUGCGGAGACACGAUCCUCAACUUAAGUCUAUCAUCGAGCUCAAUCCCGACGUGUGGAAGCUGGCAGACCAAGCCGAUGCCGAGCGCUCAGCAGCUGGUGGCUACGUCGGUGGACUUCACGGGAUUCCAAUUCUCCUCAAGGACAACAUUGCGACUGCUGACAGUCUCAGCACCACCGCCGGAUCGUUUGCCUUGUUUCCAAACACCGUCAAGGACGAGGCUUUCGUAGUUUCCUUGCUCCGAAAGGCGGGAGCCAUCAUCUUCGGCAAGGCCAACUUGAGCGAGCUCAUGCACUUCCGCUCCCAGCUGCUUCCAAAUGGCUUUAGUCCUCGGGGCAACCAGACAAAGGAUCCAUACUCGCUCGACAGCGAUCCUUGCGGUUCUAGCACUGGUUCCGCUGUUGCCGUGGCUGCCAAUCUGGUGUCCGUGUCUCUGGGCACCGAGACGCAAGGAUCACUUAUCUGUCCUUCAAGUCGAAACGCUGUUGUGAGCAUCAAGCCAACGGUUGGACUUACCAGCAGGAGCGGAGUGAUCCCCAUAUCCAUCAACUUCGAUACAAUUGGGCCCAUGGCGAAGACUGUGGCUGAUGCAGUCUUGACGUUGGACAAGAUCGUGGGGUCCGAUCCCAAAGACAAAGCCACCUUUGCGUGCAAACUUCCCGACUAUGGAUUCCACUCGCAUCUGAAAGCUGAUGGCCUCUGCGGCAAACGCAUUGCCAUAUCUCGAUCCCCGUUCUUCGACGAGGUUCCAUCGUUUGAGGUGGCAGUGAUCAACAACGCGAUUGCCACCAUGAAGAAGAAAGGAGCAGUGGUCAUCGACAACGUCACCAUUCCAACCAUUGGAGAGAUCAUCAAUGGAACGGCGCUGUUUCCACCGCCGCUUAAAGCCGACGUUGUCACGCUGCUGACAGACUUUAAGAUCCAAAUCGAGGAGUAUCUCGGUGGCCUCUUGGAAACACCCGUGAAGAACUUGCAAGACAUCUUCGACUUCGACAGGUUUUCACAGCCCGAGGAGUUUGCCAAGUUCCCAGACGACAUCUUCAAUGCGUCCUUACAGACCCAAGGCCGGGACACCGCCGCAUAUCAGCUCGCUCUUGCCACGGACUUUAAUCUCACCAGAGACGGGCUGCUCAAGAUCUUCCAGGAGCUGCAGCUGGACGCAAUUGUGGCUCCCGCCGAUAGCUCCAUCGCGGUUCCAGCUUCCAUCGGAGGCUUUCCAGCGAUAACCCUUCCCGCGGGAUACUCUCCACUAAACGGCCUCCCAUUUGGAAUCACCAUCGUCGGGAAUCGCUGCAGCGAGGCAAAGCUGGUGGAGAUUGCCUUUGCGCUCGAGCAACAAACCAAAGCCAGGAAACCACCACCUUUGUUUGCCUGACAAGUACAUUCUUUUGUAAAGGUCAUGUUGCUGGACAAGAUGAAGAACAUUGCAAGGAAUGCAACUAGCCACUUGCUAGAUACUAUUAUUUGGA
Messenger RNA from Selaginella moellendorffii, 1627 nucleotides. RefSeq names its product probable amidase At4g34880. Lineage: Eukaryota; Viridiplantae; Streptophyta; Lycopodiopsida; Selaginellales; Selaginellaceae. The record is from RefSeq and is a predicted model, not a curated record. The transcript is spliced from 5 exons. The coding region runs from base 1 to 1533 and encodes 510 amino acids.